Wasmannia auropunctata (little fire ant) is the source of this 702-nucleotide messenger RNA. Its product is annotated as tetratricopeptide repeat protein 25. The record is from RefSeq and is a predicted model, not a curated record. NCBI's taxonomy places the organism in Eukaryota, Metazoa, Arthropoda, Insecta, Hymenoptera, Formicidae. The coding region runs from base 141 to 665 and encodes 174 amino acids. The transcript has 4 exons. Gene Ontology annotation, molecular function: protein binding.
UAGCGGGAAGGUAAUACGAAGGAUAAUCGUUCAGUAUGCAGAUCGCGUGCGUUUCUUCCGCUAAAUGACACAAAUAAUCGGACAAGGACGAUAGCGAAUGGAUUGAUAGGAAGCAUUCACGAAAGCAUGCGAGCCAUUUAAUGGCUUUUCCGUUAGCAAUCAGAGAUGCAGCGUGUGGUGACGAUAUGGUACAUCAUAAAAAAGGACAAUCAGCAGCAAGGCGGAGUUCUCUUGUUAUACGAAACACGCUUUUAGUAAAUGAAGCAACCGUUCACGUGAAAAAUGGAAGCUACAAUAAAGCCAUAUUUCUGUACAAUCAAGCACUGGAGUUGAACCCGAGUGACAAGAAUGCCUUGAUAGCGCGGAGCAAAUGUCAUCUUUUACUGGGCGAUCCGCAAAAGGCCCUGGACGACGCGGAAGCGGCGUUACAAUUAAAUCCUAAGGACUCGAGUAAGUCCAAAGCGGUGUACUGCAAGGCGGAGGCUCUCUAUCAUCUCGGCGACUUCGAAAUGAGCUUGGUGUAUUAUUACCGUGGGAUGAGGAUUCGUCCGGAAUUCGGCGAGUUUCGCCUUGGUGUUCAAAAAGCAAAAGAUGCGAUACAGAACGUGUUACAAAACAUCAAGAGUUUCUUGCGAUUGUUAUAUAUGACUGUUAAUUAUUUAUAAAGAACUGCACCAGGCUGCACUUGGAGGCAAUUUAUCU